Messenger RNA from Fraxinus pennsylvanica, 324 nucleotides. NCBI's taxonomy places the organism in Eukaryota, Viridiplantae, Streptophyta, Magnoliopsida, Lamiales, Oleaceae. The record is from the annotation of a GenBank genome assembly.
AUGGCCAGCCAAGGUCCCAACAAUACUAGCAAUGCUGGACAAGGCCAGAUGUGGAGGGAUGACUUGCUAAACCAACAAUCUACCACUCAAAACCAAGACCAGUCAGCUAACUUCCUGCAAGAGACUGGAACACAAGUUAAGAACAUGGCACAAGGAGCAGCAGAUAUUGGAAAGGGGGCAGUGCAGGGCGCGGUGAGCAUUGCCCGGGGAGCAGCACUAGGGGCAGCAAACAUGGCACAAGGGGCGGCUGACGCUGUCAAGAAUACUCUAGAGACAGACAAUAACACCANUAUAAGCCUAAAUCUAUUUGGGAUUAUUUUGUGA